AUGCGGGCGCUCAAGCAUACCCCUAGCCAACCACCGCCACCCGGUGGAUAUACUGCACCUGGCCACAAUAACGGAGGCGGGUAUUACGGUGGAACGCCUUCUCACACGACUGUGAUCGUGCAAGAUCGUGGUGGCUAUGGAGGCGGUGGAUAUGGUGGUGGCGGCGGUUUCGGGGGUGGAUCGGGUUUGGGUUUGGGAUCCGGACUGCUCAUGGGAUCACUCCUUGGAUAUGGAGUUGGCAGCUUUUUCUCUCCAAGCUAUCAUAGCUGGGGCGGUGGCUGGGGAGGCGGUUACGGCGGUGGAUAUGGUGGAUAUGGUGGAGGCGGUGGAUUUGGAGGUGGAUACUAUUCGGACAACGAUACAAACAUCACCAACAACUACUACAACUAUGGCGACUCGGGCAACAACACCACCGCACAGAGCACCAACGAUCAAACGACUUCGAGCAGUGAGCCUGUUGGGGAUGGUCAAGACACACAUUACAAUGACUACGAUCAGACUGGAGACAACUACGGAAGUGGGGAUUACGGCAAUAAUGACUAUGGAGAUGGUGGAGAUGGUGGUGGUUUCUUUGAUUCAAGCGAUGUAGGUGGAAAUGAUUUUGGUGGUGGAGAUUUCGGUGGAGGUGAUUUCGGCGGCGGAGAUUUUGGUGGAGGAGACUUU
Molecule: messenger RNA, 663 nt
Organism: Mesorhabditis belari
Lineage: Eukaryota; Metazoa; Nematoda; Chromadorea; Rhabditida; Rhabditidae
Source: the annotation of a GenBank genome assembly